Rhagoletis pomonella (apple maggot) is the source of this 1319-nucleotide messenger RNA. RefSeq names its product intraflagellar transport protein 57 homolog (gene IFT57). Gene Ontology annotation, cellular component: cilium; intraciliary transport particle B; centrosome. Gene Ontology annotation, biological process: intraciliary transport; non-motile cilium assembly. NCBI's taxonomy places the organism in Eukaryota, Metazoa, Arthropoda, Insecta, Diptera, Tephritidae. The record is from RefSeq and is a predicted model, not a curated record. The transcript has 5 exons. The coding region runs from base 78 to 1319 and encodes 413 amino acids.
CCACUUUAUUAGUUUUUAUCGUCACACUUGAUUGAAAAGGAAUAGAAAUUGGAAAAAAUUAAUCAAAAUUGCACAAAAUGCAAGGAGAGAACGCUACUCCACAGGAACUAGCUGCUCUGCCGGUGACUACAUUUCAAUCGGAUGAUCUACUCGAAAAGUUGAAAGUACUAAACUACGAAAAGCAGCUGUUGCAGGAAUUUAAAAUGAAGCCACUGUCGCGAUUCUACUUCGUCAAAUCCUUCAACCCAGGCGAACAAUUCUAUAUGUUUACGCUCAUUUGCUGGUGGUUAUGUCGAAAGUUGGGCAAAGAAAUGGAAAGACCACAGGAAUUCGAUGACCCCAAUACAGUGAUUGCUAAAAUUGUGCAAAUGCUGGAUGAAAUGGAUAUACACAUCGAUUCUCCACCCAAUAAAUUAAUACGUGGCGCAGGCCCCACUUGCCUCACAGUUUUAGAUAGUCUCGCAACACAAGCAACCAAAGUAGCGCAGAUCACUUACAAUCGCCCACAUAUAGCACAGGAAGAUGAGGUAGCCACCGAUUACUUGGAGGAUAAUGCCGAAAUUAUUUUGGAAAAACUAGAAGAUGAACAGAAUGCCGCACUAAGCGAUGACAGCGAUAUGGAAGUGAAUAGCGCUGGUGGUUUCAAAAAUCUCGUCUGGGUAAAUCGCACUCGGCGCUCAGACCGAAAUCAUAAUAUCGACUUGCCAGAGAGCGAUGCGGCGGCGGAACGUUUUAUAGAUCAGCAACAAUGGCGACAGGAGCUUGAAUGUGUAUUGCCACAUUUGAAAGUCUAUGUUAAAGCUGAUGCACGCGAUUGGCGCACACAUCUGAGCCAAAUUGAGACACUAAAGGCGAGCAUCGAAGAAAGCUCUGAGGAUACUCAAACGCAAUUGAAGAAGCUACACAGCGAGUUCACUUUCAGUUUGGAGAAGAUCGAAAGUCGUGAAAAGCAUUUGAAUAACGAGCUGCAAUCAUUUGUGCGUCAAUUUAAGGAAAUCUCAAUUGAAUUAUCAAAUGUGCAGCAUGCGCAAACACAGGUUCAAACCGACACAGAAGCGCUGGUAGAGCAAUUGAAUUCUGUGUUACAGGAGAAUGACAUUAAGAAGAGUGAAAUGGAGCGACGAGGCCAAUCAAUGUCAGAUGGCAGCUCCGUGGUGAACAUAAAGAAAGCCAUCAGUAAACUUAAAGAAGAAACCGCCCAGCUCAAUUUGGAAGUAGCUCUCUUAGUACAUGGCAUCGAUCAGGACAUUUUACGUCAGGCAGGCAGGUUCGGUGAAGUUGAUUCCGGAUACGGUUCGGCGACCGGGGAGGCUACAUAA